This is a messenger RNA of Drosophila willistoni, 1534 nucleotides long. RefSeq lists its product as uncharacterized. The transcript is spliced from 2 exons. Lineage: Eukaryota; Metazoa; Arthropoda; Insecta; Diptera; Drosophilidae. The coding region runs from base 662 to 1498 and encodes 278 amino acids. The record is from RefSeq and is a predicted model, not a curated record.
GUUGAGACUUUCUAGAUUUCAGUAAGGUGAUGUACACUGUUGAGUUCACACGGCUUCGCUUGGGGAUUUCCGUAUACAAAAAUUUAAUUUUCCAGUUUUUUUUUCGGAACAAACAGUUGAAAUUUUCUUUUAACUUCAGGACAAGCGUUCUGUCGCUGUCGCCGAGUGUGGUUCGGUGGAAGGCGCGCACAAGAAUUGUGCGUCUCGAGUUCAGUCGUUGUUACAACUCGAGUGCGACCGAACUCGCUGCGCUAAUUAUUGAUCAAGAAAAUAAUACACGUUAUACACCAAUCAGUUUUCCAACUUGAUUUAUUACAACAAUGCCACGAACACGCAGGGGCGCUAAUUUGAGUCGUCAAACAAACAGAUCUAGAGGCAUGCAAGAUAGAAGAGCAAUAAGAUCAGAUGCAGAAAGGCAACAAAGUAAUGCAGAUGUCCGUGUAAGAGUGGCGCAGUUACGAGAUGAGCGAAACCAACAAAGACAAUUGGAACGAAGAGAAGCGCGCAGAUUCGUAGCCAACAGACGUAGAGGGAUUGACCAACAUCAACAAGUACUUCGAGCAUUUACAUCACAUUCAUUUCUUCGACUAGCAUUUCAGUAUGAGCCUGAUGUUGAAUAUUACGCUCAUUCCAAAGUGGUAAUUGGUACAUUGGACAAGGAAUGCCCGCACUUGGGAUGUGUUGCUCAUCAGGAAAAGUGAAACUUCCAGAAAUUGAAACACCGCCGGAACCAUUGCACGGCCUCCUUAUUGGUACUGAUCCAAAUUCUUCGCUGUUCUUGCGUUCAAUUCGGCAAUUCAAUUCAUGUUUUCAAAUGACAAAUCACCUCAAGGGACAAGACGGAUAUUGCAUAAACCUUAAGCAACGAGAUCCGGUAACAGCAAUAAAAUUACCAACCGCAAUUUUAAUUUUUCAAAAGCGGGCACAGCGAAGCGUGGCAGGGCAUGUGAACAUGCGCGUUCAAACGCUUCAGGAUCCAUCCGCCGAAACUUUUUCGAAACAGCUAUUAGAUAUUGGCAAUGGGAAAGUUGCCGUACAUGAAAAUACUGGAUCAAUAAAAUUACCAACCGGUUUUUGCACAAUCGUCCACUCGCAAGAUGUUCUCAUCGACUGUAUAUUUCCCGAUGUACACACACAAUAUAUAAAUCUUGAGUGGCUGGCAGAAAGAGCCAUUUUAGCAGCGAAAAAUGUGGACGUUCAUGGAUUAAAUUUCAAGAUACAACAAUUGUUGCCAACAGACUCUGUGUCAUACAAAUCUGUUGAUACAGUUUGCAAUACUAUCGAAGCUGUAAAUUACCCAGUAGAAUUUUUGAAUUCCUUGGAUUUGCCAGGCAUGCCACCGCACCAAUUACAAUUGAAAGUAGGAUCUCCGGUGAUUUUGCUCCGUAACUUGAACCCACCACGGCUGUGCAAUGGCACACGAUUGGUUAUUAAAAAAUUAAUGAAGAACGUGAUUGAGGCCACCAUUUUAAAUGGCAAGUUUCAAGCUAAAAGGUAACACGAAAUUCUUUGACUGCUAGGCGUUACGAAGUUC